CGAACUACCCCGCGAACUCAGGGUCACGUCCCCAGUCCCCACUUCCACAGAAGUAGAAUUCCUUCUCUCCGCCACCAAGCUUCGAUAAGAAAACCCUUGAACGGCGUUUCCCCCUUACCAGAAUCCCUGCAUACGAUACGAGAAAGAACACUCAGCUCAAUUCAUUCUCGCCGAAGAGCUUCAAGACAAAAAAUCGGCGGCUGUUUACGGCGCUAGUUGUUGCGGCCGGCUGAGAUUUUGCGUUGCCCGUUGCAUCUGCUAGGGCAAUGCAACCAUAUUCAUAAACCCCUGAUCGAUCAGUUGAUUCCGGUGUCAGUUUCUGUUCUUCCGUCGAGCUCUCCCUUUUCUUAUCCUAAUGCCGUACUGUUCGGCCUGUGCGAAGAAUACUGUCGGGAACCGGGAUUCCAAUGGUUUCUUAUCCUGUGAUGACUGUGGAAAAGUUUUGACCUUCGAUAAUUAUUCAACUGAGGCCACAUUUGUUAAAAAUUCCGCUGGACAGAGCCAAUUGGCAGGAAGACUAGUCAGAAGCAUUGACGACGAAAGCUUUUCAAGGCAAAGGUUGUUUGAUAGAGCUUUAGAUGAUUUGAUAAUGAUGAAGAACGGAUUAGGCAUGGGUGAAAAUCUCACCUUAGCUAACCAAGCUUUGGAUUUCUAUCGAAUAGCAGUUGAGCGGGGUUUUACCAGGGGCCGAAGAACUGAACAAGUACAAGCUGCAUGUCUUUAUAUUGCAUGCCGGGAAAACAGGAAGCCGUAUCUACUAAUUGACUUUUCAAACUACUUGCACAUAAAUGUUUAUGUGCUAGGUGCAGUCUUUUUGCAGCUCUGCCAAGUUUUGCACCUGACAGAGCAUCCCAUUUGUCAAAAAUUGCACGAUCCUUCCAUUUUCAUCCACAAAUAUACAGCCAGCUUGACAAAUGAUAAAAGUGAAAUCAAAGAAAUUUCCGAUACUGCCCUUGCCAUUAUUGCAAGCAUGAAUCGUGACUGGAUGCAGACAGGAAGAAGGCCCAGUGGGCUGUGGGGUGCUGCACUCUACAUUGCUGCUUAUGCUUAUGGUCAUAAACCUGCUUCUGACGACAUAUUAAGGUUGGUGCAUGUUUGUGGAGCAACACUUUCAAAGCGAUUGGUUGAAUUUGAGAAUACGGAAUCCAGCGCCUUGACGAUUGAUGAACUGAAUGCAAAGGCAGAGGAGCUCAUGGAGAGUCCCGUUGAACCAAGUUCUGGGAUGAAGGAAAGAGAGUUGCUUUGUAAGCACAAGGGGAUCAGCCAGCAUUAUGCUCAUGGACUUUGCAAAUCUUGUCAUUCAUUUGUCAUAGGAUUUGAUGGCGGAUCAGAUCCUCCAGCUUUCCAAAAGGCUGAGAGGCAAAGAAUGGAAAAGAUGGAGAAAGCUGAUGAUAGAAAUACGGAGGACCAAGACUUGUACAGAGAGGAGAUUACGCCAUUGGUUGAUCAAGGAACAGUUGGGAUAUCAACUGCUGACAUAGAUGAGGGUGGUAAUGAUGAGAGAUCGAAAGGGACAGAUGAUGAUGGAUCAGACAACUUCUCUGAUAUAGAUGAUGAUGAGGUGAACGAAUACCUUCACAGUGAAAGUGAGAAGCCAUUGAAAAAAGAAUUGUGGGAAGCAGCCAACUGGGAAUAUCUCGAGGAACAAGCUGCUAAAGAAGCAGAUGCAGCAGCUCUGAAGGAAGCUCAGGAGGCUAAUUUAGAGAAUUGUUCGCCCGAGGCCAGAGAACGUUAUGCUGCUGUUCUAGCAGCUAUGGAAAAAUCCAAAAAGGAAAAACAGAAAAAACGAGCUGCAGAUGCAAAGAACUCAACUCCUGCCCAAACUGCUGAAGAAGCAGUCCACAGAAUGUUCACUAAGAAGAGGCUCGGCUCAAAGAUCAACUUUACUGUGUUGGAUAUGCUCUUUGAAGAAACUGUAUGUAUUAUUUCCUUCAAGCUUUCUGUUAAUGCUCUUAAACAAUGCGAUAGAGAAUGCUAGUCUUUGUUCCAUCGAGCUUCAUAAUGGUUUCUCAGUAUUGCAGUAGUAGAUGGGGUGGGCAUGGUCCGUCCUGGUCUAUUAUGGUUCCACUUUGUGAUAGUAUCGGAUCAAAAUGAGAAAACUUUGGUUCAGCAACUUCUGAUCCAGUCGACUUUUCCCUUUAUUUUCUAGAGUAACCUUGGAAUUGCAGCCGAUUGGAAUUACAUGUGGUCUAGUCCGGCUUGAUCCCUAUGCCGAUUUGAUCAAAUGCGAUUCGAUAGAGUGUGAUGAGCAAAACCGUUUCCCACCGUAGCACUAGUACUCUAGUGCAAGAAUCUAAUCCAUCAAAUUCUUUCUUGUUCAUUCCCUGCAAGUAAUGGUUUUGUGUUUGACGUUUUUCCGGUGCAGAGUACGAACGGAGGAAAGAAACCAAGAAGUGAGUCUCAUUCGGACGAUGACGAGGAUGCGGUUCUACAUACAGCUAGAAAAGAUGACAAAUUAGGCGAGGAAGACGAUAUUGAUGAUUUAGGAAUGAUUGACGAAGAAGACGAUAAUAAUGGUUAUGAUUAUGAAGAAGAGUUGGAGCAUGAGCGUGAUGAUGGUUAUGAUGGUUUCUAAGCAGUACAAAAAAAUUGUCAUGGUUAUUUGCGUAGUAGGAUUUGGUUUGUGAUUUCAUUCUGUUAUGUAGACUGUAAACCUUUACUCCAGUCCACUGGAAAUUUGUAGGAGUCGGUCUUGUUUAAAGUAGAAACGAGUUAAACUUGGGAAAAGCCUGGAAUUCUAUCUACUUCUGCUGCAAAAGUGUUUCUUUGUAACUAGUUUUGAGCCCGCCCAUGGGUGAGUUUCAGU
Messenger RNA from Linum tenue, 2806 nucleotides. The record is from the annotation of a GenBank genome assembly. NCBI's taxonomy places the organism in Eukaryota, Viridiplantae, Streptophyta, Magnoliopsida, Malpighiales, Linaceae.